Drepanopeziza brunnea f. sp. 'multigermtubi' MB_m1 is the source of this 1128-nucleotide messenger RNA. RefSeq lists its product as uncharacterized. Lineage: Eukaryota; Fungi; Ascomycota; Leotiomycetes; Helotiales; Drepanopezizaceae. The record is from RefSeq and is a predicted model, not a curated record.
AUGCCGAAACGAUUCGUAUUCACAACUCUCACCCCUCUGCCCGAAGGCAUAACGAGGGAGACCGUCAUGGAAACACUUCGAUCGCAUACCGAGAUGAUCGACCUCAACCCUCUCGUGAUCGAGCGCCAUCCGAUCAAGCCCCCGCCAGAUGCCACCGCCGAGGAGUACCACUGUCUUUGGUACUCGCUCACUGACCGCGUUCAUUAUCUUCCCGGGGGCCUGGCAAGUGGACAGGUGAGCUACACAUGCUGUUUCCACGACCUGAAGGAUGGGCUCCAGACACACUGCUAUGCGCCCCUUGGCCUGGACAUCAAAGGAAAAUGGACCUUGGGGGGCUCUUUACCCGGAGAGCUGAUUGCGCCCGUGGAAAUAGGAAUCGGGGCGCCACUACACGGGCUAUGGCUGCGCGAGGAUGUCGAUAUGCGCUGCAACAUAAUGAUGGGGGGGUUCGUCAAGAAGACACUGAAGAAGGCACACUCGCAUCUAGUCGGCCGCCUCAUAAUGAAAUCCCAACUCCAGUCAGCAUCGGCCAAGAACCAGGCUCUGAACGCCCAGAGCAUCGCGUUUGCAGGGCCGCAAGCCUCUACCGAGGAUGAGCCGAGUGAAUACGAAUCUCAAAGCAUAGCAGGGAAAUCUAUGGGACACACCAGCACACAUUCGAACUUGCAAGGCCCGGAUAUGUUCCAAGCGAAACGGAUCAGCGACAGUUACAGCCAAAAGAGCUACGGGCCCGGAAGUGGCUCUGGGCACUGGAGUAUGCCGAGCCCAAGGAUGCCUCCAACGCAGAGCUACGGCCACAGUCAUAACAGCUUCGGCUCUGAACAGUCUGAUGGGAGGAACAGCGACGACGAAAGUCUGUAUCCGGCUGGGCUCAACAUCAGGAACACGGGCGGUUCAGGGUCGGAGAAAAAACCAUCACCGGAUCCGGCGGCCGGAGGACAGCCCCCGGGUGAGAGGCUUUCGUGGCAGAAUUUGCCGCCGAAACAGAGCCCGAAAAUAACUGUGUCGGAGCCGGAGUAUUUGCUGCCGGCGACUGCGUACCGACCGCCGCCGUCGCAAAGGCGGAAGGCAGCGGCGCACAAGACAGCGGCGUAUGGAGGCCAGAAUCACAUUGCUGAGCUUGAAUAG